This is a messenger RNA of Aedes albopictus (Asian tiger mosquito), 1173 nucleotides long. It is a transcript of the gene SpdS, whose product is annotated as spermidine synthase. Gene Ontology annotation, molecular function: catalytic activity. The record is from RefSeq and is a predicted model, not a curated record. The coding region runs from base 175 to 1035 and encodes 286 amino acids. Gene Ontology annotation, biological process: polyamine metabolic process. The transcript is spliced from 4 exons. Lineage: Eukaryota; Metazoa; Arthropoda; Insecta; Diptera; Culicidae.
GCAGUUACCCCACUGCGAAUGCGAAGCGAAGCGAUUCCAACCGAUCUGCGUACCUAACUAGUUUGCUUCUGGCAAGCGAUAAGGUUCGUUCUGUUUUGUACCAAUCGGUGUUUCUUUGGUCUGCAAUAUUCAACGUGUUUUACAACUGUAGUUUCCAGAUUUCUACUACAAAAAAUGAAUCCCACUGAAUGGUUUAGCGAAAUUUCGGAACAACUAUGGCCGAAUCAAUGCUUCUCGUUGAAAGUGAAAAAGGUUCUCCACGAAGAGCGCUCCAAAUUCCAGGAUAUAAAGCUGCUAGAGACCUACUCACAUGGCACCGUCCUGGUUUUGGACGGUAUCAUUCAAUGUACGGAACGAGAUGAAUUUGCUUACCAGGAAAUGAUCUCAUUUCUCCCGCUGUGCUGCCAUCCGAAUCCCAAAAAGGUGCUGAUCGUCGGUGGAGGCGAUGGUGGCGUGGCCCGGGAAGUGGUAAAACACCCCCUAGUGGAGGAAGUGCAUCAAGUUGAGAUCGACGACCGCGUGGUGGAACUGUCGAAGAAAUAUCUCCCUUUCAUGGCAUGCGGAUUUGAUUCGCCCAAAUUGAAACUCACUAUUGGGGAUGGUUUCGAGUACAUGAAGCAACGGGAAGGGGAAUUUGAUGUCAUCAUCACCGAUAGCAGCGAUCCGAUUGGUCCGGCCGAGUCACUGUUCCAGGAGUCUUAUUUUGCCCUUGCGAAGAAGGCGUUACGACCGAACGGCAUCAUUUGCUCGCAGGGAGGCACCUUCUGGAUUGAUAUGGAUCACAUCAAGAGUACGUUAGAUCACUGCAGGAAACAUUUUCCUGUGGUGGGGUAUGGAGUAGCGUCGGUACCGUCCUACCCAACGGGCCAAAUUGGAUUUUUCAUCGCAAGUUCGAAUGAGAACACGAAGCUGAAUGAACCGGCAAAAACAUUCACCGACGAAGAGAUCGACAACAUGAACAUGCGUUACUACACUUCGGAUGUUCACCGGGCUGCAUUCACGUUGCCCAGAUAUGCUGCUAAGAAACUUUACUAGCAAAGCACAUGACUAGGAAUAUACAGAUGAACAAUAAUGUACAAUAUGGUUGUACCUUAUGCAUUUUGGAAUCUUUUUUAUUCUUUGCUUAUUGUGGAAAUUUUAUAUACAUUUAUAAUAUACACGAUUUAAACGUUA